CGUUGGGGGCCAUUGGGAAGUUGGAUGUGGAGAUGCAGUCGGGAUGGAGGUUUUUCAAAAAUUUCACCUGAAGCAUUCUGAAAGAACAUUUUGGUGGGGAACGAACGUCGUGUGCAUUGUUUUGCCAUGACAUACAUGCCCCCUCAACUGAAUGCAUUCAGAAAGCGUUUUACUAGCAGAUCCUUUUAGGAAAAGGAAACUGCAAGUGAAAAAACUGCAUGUUUGCUUUUUGCCGCAGUUCAUUCACGUAUCUAAUUAACUGCGUUUGUUCAAGAGAAUGUGCUUCAAUUUCAGUGGAUCGGGCUUCACCCUUUCCAUCAUCAAAGGGUUUAGAGAGAUUGACAUGGCCAUAUCAGAGAAUUUUUGUGGAUAUACUUUGUGCAGGGAACCCCGCUGAAAGCAUUUCACCUGGUAGCAGAACGAGCACCACUGGUACCCCCAACUGUCAUCUAUUUGGUGGGCCUGGGUGCCCCCACCCGAAUCCUACAGUGUACCAAGACGCUGAGGCCAUCUGAGGCCUAUACCAGCCAUGGCACGUUCGAUUUCCCAUUCGCUUCCCUUGUCUCAGGAGCUACCCUUGACUUCUUGGCAUGAGGAUGCCUAUUGGGCGCCCUAUGCUACAUACAUGGAGGAUGUGGGCGAGAAGGGUUUGAGGCUGACCGCGGCCUUGAACAAGUGCGAGCGAUUUCGGAACGUUGGUCUGAAGAAAGGCGCUGGAUUCACCCUCAACGCAUUGAAGGAAAAAUUCGGAGCUGGAAUUUUGUUGAGAGAGUUUGCACUGGAGAUGACCUUAGCAGCGCCGAGCGACAUCAUGUCCUUGCUUUGGGUGUCUUUGCGCCUGGAACUUCCAUGCUCACCCUUUAUGCCCAUGUAUCAGGUGAUGGUGCCAGAGGGUUCAACCACGCCUGUUUGCAAGGGUGUCUUUGGCAUGUUGAUGCUGAACACGGCCACCAUGAGUGUCCUCAAUGACAACCGCAUCUAUGAGGAGGUGGCAGCGCCACUGCGGAAGGCAUUCAAUCUCAAUAAGCCCAAUGGCAGUGAAGGGGUCCCCAAGUUCCCUCGCAUUUAUCCCUCGAGGGGUUCACCCUUCAGACCAACGCAACUCCUUGGCUGUUCCUACACCAUCAUGCCAAGCGACUGUGAUAUGUACCGGGUGAUCUUCCAUCCGCAGAUGGUCGCAGUAUGUGAGAAGGUUAACUACGCCGUAGGGGCCCCCUUCUGCGGGACACCUGCCGUGGCAAUCUAUGCCAACUUGGCCAAGCCCGCAGGCGUGGACGAUCAGUUCGAUGUGCGUGUCUUCGUGGAAGCCACGGCCCAGCAGCACCGUGUGCUCUAUUUGUUCUCGGCAGCUGGCGUCGGGGUGAUGACCGCCUUCUUGGUCUAUGGUGCGCCACCUGGUCAGCUGUUUUCCGAGGACAUCACCGCGUGUGGCGCGCCCAAGUUCGGAGCACUGGAGACCUUUGGCCGCGCGGUGGCACCGACACCACCGGCGCCCGACAAAAGCAUGGACUUGACGAGGUGCUCUCGGAGCUAGUGUGCUGCGAG
Molecule: messenger RNA, 1545 nt
Organism: Durusdinium trenchii
Lineage: Eukaryota; Dinophyceae; Suessiales; Symbiodiniaceae
Source: the annotation of a GenBank genome assembly